Messenger RNA from Lichtheimia ornata, 1032 nucleotides. RefSeq names its product glycerol-3-phosphate dehydrogenase (NAD(+)). Lineage: Eukaryota; Fungi; Mucoromycota; Mucoromycetes; Mucorales; Lichtheimiaceae. Gene Ontology annotation, molecular function: glycerol-3-phosphate dehydrogenase [NAD(P)+] activity; NAD binding; protein homodimerization activity. The coding region runs from base 1 to 1032 and encodes 343 amino acids. Gene Ontology annotation, cellular component: glycerol-3-phosphate dehydrogenase (FAD) complex; nucleus; cytosol. Gene Ontology annotation, biological process: glycerol-3-phosphate catabolic process; carbohydrate metabolic process. The record is from RefSeq and is a predicted model, not a curated record. The transcript is spliced from 2 exons.
AUGGCUGUUGAAAACGUUUGCAUUAUUGGUUCCGGUAACUGGGGCUCUGCUAUUGCCAAGAUUGUUGGCGAGACCACUUCCAAGCAUAGCGAUGUCUUCAAUACCACCGUCCGUCAAUGGGUGUUCGAGGAAACUAUCAAUGGCGAGAAGUUGACCGACAUUAUCAACACCAAGCACGAGAAUGUCAAGUACCUUCCUGGUGUCACAUUGCCCUCCAAUGUCGUUGCCAUUCCCGAUGUCGUUGAAGCAUGCAAGGAUGCUACUCUUAUUGUGUUCGUGCUUCCUCACCAAUUUGUCCGUGGCGUUUGCGAAAAGAUGAAGGGUCACUUUGCUCCCAAUGCACGUGCUAUUUCUCUUAUCAAGGGCUUGGAAAUCACCUCUGAUGGCACUCGUUUGUUCUCUGAAGAGAUCUCUCGUGUUCUCGAUAUCCCUUGCUCUGCUUUGAGUGGUGCCAACAUUGCUGAUGAAGUUGCCCGUGAAAAGUUCUGUGAGUCCACUGUUGGCUGCACCAACAUGCAAGAUGGUGCUGUUUUCCAUAAGCUUUUCGACACUCCUUACUUCCGUAUCAAUGUCAUUCAAGAUCACGUUGGCGUCCAAUUGUGUGGUGCUCUCAAGAAUGUGGUUGCUGUUGGUGCUGGUUUGUCGGAUGGUUUGGGUUAUGGAAGCAACACCAAGGCUGCAAUCAUUCGUCGUGGUCUUAUGGAAAUGCGUAAGUUUGGUCAAACCUUCUUUGGUGAUGUUGUCAAGACCGAGACUUUCUUUGAAUCUUGUGGUGUCGCCGAUCUCAUCACUACUUGCUCUGCUGGUCGUAACCGCAAGGUCGCUGAAGCAUUUGCCAAGACGGGUCAACCCAUUGAAAAGUUGGAAGCCGAAUUGCUCAAUGGCCAAAAGUUGCAAGGUACUCUUACUGCUCAAGAAGUUCACGAGUUCCUCUCCGCAAGAGGCAUGGUCGACCAAUUCCCCUUGUUCCACACCGUCUACCGCAUCAUCUACGAAGGUCUCGACACCCAAGCUAUUGUCCGCGACAUCUAA